AUGGCUCUGGUGGCCCACCGGAUGAUGUUGCCCGCGCGGCAUCGACGCAGCACCACCCAGCAGGUGGCCCGCAACAAGGUGGGCGUUCUCCUCGUUCCCAGUGUGGCGGACUAUUACGCCGGCGAAAUUCCACCGCCUCCGGGGGCGGCCACGCCCACUCCGGCCGGAUCGCAAAUGCAUCUUCCGCAGGAUCCGGCGGAAACAGCCGCCGAUGGUAGCAAUGGAAAAGUGAGUGCAACAAGUCGGUGCAACGGUCGGAUUCACUUACCAUUGCAUGCGAAAUUUCCUUUGGGGAUUUCCCCCAAAAGCAGCUUCGUUUUCACGCUUUUCCUUUCCCUUCGUUUAAAUCUCGAGCCAGCCGCCUAUGUGGAAAUUCGCAAUGAAAGUCAGUCCCAUUUUUCGACCAUGGAUAACCUGGAAAAGCCAAAUGGAGGAAGGGAGAAUGAGAUUAUCAGACAGGCUGCCAAGGAGCACGAGAUUGUAAAGCAGCAGCGAUUUUUAGAGAUAACAAGAAGGGAACCAAUGAAAUUUGGUGGCUCAAGCUGUUUCAAAAUGCAAUAG
Molecule: messenger RNA, 561 nt
Organism: Drosophila rhopaloa
Lineage: Eukaryota; Metazoa; Arthropoda; Insecta; Diptera; Drosophilidae
Exons: 2
Coding region: 1-561 (186 amino acids)
Source: RefSeq, a predicted model, not a curated record